Molecule: messenger RNA, 2595 nt
Organism: [Candida] anglica
Lineage: Eukaryota; Fungi; Ascomycota; Pichiomycetes; Serinales; Debaryomycetaceae
Source: the annotation of a GenBank genome assembly
AUGAGAAAUAGUCUGAUUGAUAUGCUGCUGGGUGAGGAUCCGGCUAGUCUUGUUUUACCACGACUGAAGGGAAGUGGAACAAGUGCAGGAAGUACUGGACCUGCAAACUCUCCAUUAUCUCCACUCCGCUUGUCGUCUGGACCAGAUGAUUCAAAAGUGAAAACACCUAAACGAGAGCUAUUGGGCCCAUCACGUAGGAUUGAAGAUGAUAAGAAGUAUCAAGCAAAAUUGAUAAGUCCUAAAUCUGCGAAAUCGAUUCCAGUGGUUCCUCAUAUUGAAGAUUUCAAGGCUGAUCUAGUACUUGAAGAAAGUUUAUUACCAAAAGAAAAAGGUCUUAAGUUUAAGGUUGAUUCCCCUAAGGAGGAAUCACAACAAGAAACUUCAAAUGAGAGCUCUCAAAUUUUAAUGGAAACUGACAAGGAAAAAUUGAAACUUAUAUCAAACAUGGCAGAAUUACUUUUGAAUAAUCGUAGAGUUCUUCGAGCUGAUUAUAAUAUUGUUGAUCUGAAUCUUAAAACAGAAGAUUCCAAGGACCAUUAUGAAGGAAGGAGUCAACCAAUUGUGGUUUCUUCUGCUACUCGAGUAAGGGCAGACAAAGUGAAAUCAAUGCUUGGGCUUCAUUAUCUUUACAUGCAACGAUGUUAUGACCAUGGCCAGAACGGUCAAAGUCCACAUGCUCUUGUAGAUGGUGUUUACAACCCCCUUCAAACAAUUCGUAAUAGAAAAUUACGUGCUAAAUAUCAUGAAAAUCCCAAAUCAUUAUCGAUUAAGACAAUUCCCUUAGCUUCUAAUAUGUUCAGUUCACGUAACAACCAAAGAAAUAAAGACCCGAGAAAGCAAUGGAAAAUGAUAUGGGCAGUGGAAUUGCAUGAAGUAAUUUCAGAUAUGAAAUGGCAAGCUUUACAUUGGAAUGAAUUAGUUGGGCCAAAAGGGGAAUUAUGGUUCCCACCUACAGCAGACUCGCUGAAUCGUCUUUCAGUUCUUUCACCAAAGAAAUUAAAGAGUAAAAGACUACAUGAUAAGCUUUUCAGUAGUGAGGAUGAAAUCAGCCAUCAAGAUUCAGGAAGGAAAAGUGGAGGCUCUGGAUCAUCUGAUUUAGGGCUCAAUAUUUCUAAAUCAAAGAUAAAUUCUCAAGCACUGCUCAACCCAUCUGAUGGAGAUGAAGUUCAUAAUUAUCACUUCUCUAGUUCAAGGUUGGGACGUGGUAAGAAAAAGAACAGACUUAGCGGUAAGUUAAGACUGAGAUCUAAAAUGAAACACAUGGUUGAAGAAGUUUCCUCAGAAGACCAAAGCCAUGUAGAAGAAGACAAGUUAGGGUAUGGAAGUUUAUUGAAAGAUCGUAUUUUCAAGAAAAUAAAAAGAUCGGAUAGUGAUUCACUGUCAGAUGAACAUGGGUUCGUCUUGGAGCAUUUGCAGGAAGAGGAUGAUGAUGGAGAGUACGUUGGAUAUGAUGAAGAUGAUGACGAUGAUGAUGACGAAAUUAAUCGCGAUGUUGCGCUUACUAAAGGCAAUUACAACGACGUGAAUGAAGGUGUAUUUAAAAAUGAAAGAGACGGUGUCGAGGAUGAAGUAGAAGGCAAUGAAAUAAUGAUUGAUCCAAGAGAUAAGACUGGCCACAAAAAUAAAGACGAGGAUUUUGGUAAUCCCGAGGAUGCAGCUCAAGUAUCGAGAGAUUCAAUGGAAGUAGGAAAAUCUCUGGAAUUGGAAACAAAUCCUAAGACACUGACCAAUGAAUUGACUAAUUUGAGUAGUAACAAAAAUGAAAAUAGUCUGGGAUCUUUAGUGAAACAUAAUUCAGAAUCCUCAACAGCAGAUCUUGAUUCAGAUGAUCAGCAGUUAGACCCUUCGUCAUAUAAUAUAAAUGACGUGGCUAUCAAGCCCAUUGAUGCAAAGGAUUCUGAUACGAGUAGGUCAGGGGAAUUAUUGGACAUAAAAUCACCCUCUCCUGGAAACUCUGCUGUUGACCCACUUCAGAAUGAAGAAGAAACCAGCGAAAGUUUGGUGGUUGACGACGAGCUUGUGACUAUUGUUCCUAACUAUAAGUAUCUUAAUUCUCUCUUGAGUACAAGAUAUUUUUUUGUUAUGAAUGUUUUACCCGAGAUUUUCAGUUCUCAUUAUAAACAAGUGAAUGACCUUACAAGUGUCGAUAUACCAGUAACCACAGAAUUAUGUGUUAACAUCAACGACGAACAGCUUCCUUCUUACGAAUCUAUCUACAAUGGUUUCGUUGGAGAAAUCAAUACUUUAAUCCAUCUCAUUAAUGAUAACUAUUCAGUUAGAAUUGAUAACCUUUUAAGUGCAAGUGAUAGACUGAUCGGUGAAAUUAACACAUCUUUAUCUUUGGAAUUACGGAAGCAUAACGAGAGAAUAGACCGAUUAAAUUCAUCGAUGUUUGGUAGCACCUUUAGUAUGGAGAUUAAUGAUCAUAAGGAUAAAAUUAUGAAAAUGAGUGAUGGAAACAAUAAGCUUCUUUACUUUUGUCUUGAGAAUCUUAUUGUCACCUUAUUAAGAAUUGUAUGGAUCGUGGUUAACCUUUACAAAAGUGUUAGAUUUAUAUUUCUAUUCCUUUGGAGAAUAGUUACUUUUUUCUUCUGA